AUAAAAACCUCCCAUAAAGCAAACAUGGAUGAAGUGACUCCACUGCUGCAAAGACAAUCAACAUCAUCGGAAUCCAAGAUUAAAAACUCUGGACUGUACCUGGCCGCAUUUGUAGCGGUCCUGGGGAACUUCAACUCUGGUUACUCCCUUGUCUACCCGUCUCCCGUGCUGCCAAAUUUCCAGAGUCCCGACGCUGACCCUCGGCUCAGGAUGAACACCGAGCAGGCCGCCUGGUUCGGAUCUAUCUACUCCCUAGGUGCUGCAGCCGGGGGGCUAGGGGCCAUACUGCUCAACGACAUGAUUGGACGAAAGCUGAGUAUAAUGAUGUCGGCGUUGCCCUCAACUAUCGGGUACAUGCUGAUGGGAGGAGCUAUAAACUUGUCCAUGCUCCAGGUGGGCCGUUUCCUAACUGGCGUUGCCGCGGGGAUGACUGCAGCAUCCAUUCCUGUUUACAUCUCAGAGAUCUCCCACCAAAAGGUGAGAGGAGCUCUUGGCUCCUGCCCUCAGAUCACAGCUGUAAUUGGGGCCCUGGCGCUCUACGUUCUUGGUCUGGUGGUGCCAUGGAGGUGGCUGGCUGUGGCAGGCGAGGUGCCAGCUGUGUUGAUGGUUGUGCUGCUGGCGUUCAUGCCCUCCUCCCCCAGAAGGCUCCUCUCAAUGGGAAGGCAGCAGCAUGCUGAGAGGGUGCUCCGCUGGCUCAGGGGAAAUCAGUAUGACGUCCAGACUGAGCUCCUUGCCAUACAGCACAGCAUCGACACACAGCCCAAAAUCACAUGGUCUCAGCUGGGAACACCAACCUACUACAAGCCAAUCCUGAUCUCAGUGGGGAUGCGUUUCCUGCAGCAGAUGACAGGCAUCACACCAAUCCUGGUUUACCUGGAGCCCAUCUUUAAAAAGAGCAAUGUCUCCUUGCCACCCAGGUAUGAUGCUGCCAUCGUGGGUUUGGUGCGCCUCUGCUCUAUUGCCGUGGCAGCGUUUCUGAUGGACAAAGCAGGACGCAAGGCUCUGCUGUACACAUCGAGCAUGCUGAUGUUUUUGUCCUCUCUGACUCUCACCAUGGUUUCUCACACCACACCUUGCCCUCCUGGCCCUGCUCCUCCAAACCACACCGCUCUGGACUACACCUCCCAUAAUGACUUUGGAAGCACUUUUAUGAGCAAUGCCCAAACUGCAGGGAGCAUCUUGCCGAUCAUUUGUACCAUGGUGUUUAUAUUUGGAUACGCCAUGGGAUGGGGCCCAAUCACAUGGCUGCUAAUGUCAGAGGUGCUUCCACUGGCUGCCAGGGGUAAAGCUUCUGGUGUGUGUGUCACCGUCAGCUGGCUGACGGCCUUCGGGCUCACGCACGGCUUCACACACUUAGUGGACACGUACGGCCUGUAUGUGCCCUACCUGCUUUUCACGGUGGUGUGUGUCGUCUCUCUGCUCUUCAAUGCUGUGUGCAUCCCAGAGACUCGCAAGCGCUCACUGGAGGAAAUAGAGAACUACUUCAGGACGGGACGCACAUUCACCAUCAACCGGUCGAGCUGAGGCCUGCGUCAGUCUCAUUCACAUGAUGUACUUAUAAAGCAGGCAUGGGGGUCUUAGAAAAAUGAUCUGAUAGCUUGAGAGGUUCCAAUCAAUCAAACUUAACCAUCAUUAAAGACUGAUUUCAA
Pelmatolapia mariae (spotted tilapia) is the source of this 1649-nucleotide messenger RNA. RefSeq names its product solute carrier family 2 member 6 (gene slc2a6). Gene Ontology annotation, biological process: transmembrane transport. Gene Ontology annotation, molecular function: transmembrane transporter activity. The coding region runs from base 25 to 1524 and encodes 499 amino acids. Gene Ontology annotation, cellular component: membrane. The record is from RefSeq and is a predicted model, not a curated record. Lineage: Eukaryota; Metazoa; Chordata; Actinopteri; Cichliformes; Cichlidae. The transcript is spliced from 8 exons.